ACAUCGGUAAAGCGGAAAGUCCAAGAUGGCGGACUAAGCGGCGUGGCUUUCUGGAGAAGUUUCACAUUUACGAUCUUAUAGAUUCAAAAAUAGCAUCAAACACCUCAACUAUUCACCUUUUCUUAAGCCCAGGAAACGGACUUUGAGUGUGGAGCGACGGCGUGUUAGCUGAAGUGAAGAUUGAAGACGUGAUAGAAGAUGGACGACUACUGCUAUGCUAAGAUGGUGACGUCAUGUCAAAGAGAAAGUGAAAGAGAAUCAGCGCCACCAACGGAGAACAAUCUGAAAAGCGAAGAUGAAGACGUCCAGCAGCUGAUGGGUCAUCCAGAAGAAGUUUCCCCUCAGUCAGGGGGGAGCUCCACUUUGAAGCAGGAGACUCCACAACCACCCUGCAUUAAAAAGGAAGAGGAGGAACUCUGCAUCACUCAGGAGGGAGAGUGUCUUCUAGGACGAGAGGAAGCUGAUUACACCAAGUUUCCACUGAGUAUUCUCUCUGUGAAGACUGAAGAUGAUGAAGAGAAACCACAAGUAGACAACCUCUUAGCUCCACUAUCAGAUAGUGAGGCUGAAGACAGGGUUGAAGUAACUUUGAGCAGCGAUACAGACUGUGAAGGUGAUAUGAGGACUCACACUGACAACAAACACUCUGAAUGCUCUACAAAGAGGAGAGGUAAAAAAUAUUUGAGCUGCUCAGUUUGUGCUGAAAGUUUUACUAAAAAGAGCAAUUUGUAUAAACACAAGAGAACACACACAGGAGAAAAGCCAUUUAAGUGUUCAGUUUGUGGCAAAAUAUUUUCUCACAAUAGCCAUUGGACUGAACACAUGAGAACACACACAGGAGAAAAACCGUUUAACUGUUCAGUGUGUGGCGAAAGCUUUUCUCGAAAUAGCAAUUUGACUCAACACAUGAGAACACACACGGGAGAAAAACCAUUUAAUUGUUCAGUUUGUGGCAAAAGCUUUUCUCAACAGUGCUCUUUGACUCAACACAUGAGAACACACACAGGAGAAAAACCGUUUAAUUGUUCAGUUUGUGGCAAAAGCUUUUCUCAACGGUGCUCUUGGACUCAACACAUGAGAACACACACAGGAGAAAAAACAUUUAAGUGUUCUGUUUGUGGCAAAAGCUUUUCUCGAAAUAGCUAUUUGACUGAACACAUGAGAACACACACUGGAGAAAAACCAUUUAACUGUUCGGUUUGUGGCAAAAGCUUUUCUCAACAGUGCUCUUUGACUCAACACAUGAGAACACACACAGGAGAAAAAACACGUAUUUGUUCAGUUUGUGGCAAAAGCUUUUCCCAAAAUAGCAUUUUGACUCGACACAUGAGAACACACACAAAAGAAAAGCCAUUUAAAUGUUCAAUUUGUGGCAAAAGCUUUUCUCAAAAUAGCCAUUUGACCAAACACACGAGAACACACACAGGACAAAAAACAUUUAAGUGUUCAGUUUGUGGCAAAAGCUUUUCUCGAAAUACCUCUUUGUGUCGACACAUGAGAACAGAACACAUGGCGGAGGAAAACCAUUUACUUGUUCAGUGUGCAGUAAAAGGUUCCCACAUAAUACAGACACAGUAAAUUACACAAAGGAAAAUAAGCAAUUAGCUGUUUAGUUUGUGGUAUGUUGCUCAUAUGUGGCGACAUCCACCCUACCCAGGACCUCCUCACUGCUUCUUUCACUAAUAUUUUGGAUUAUUUGGAGCAUAAUCUUAUCCACUCAUGACCCCAUGUCUUCUCUGUAUCUGAAACCUUCCUGAACAUUAAGAUAGACUAAGCUUCAAGUGCUUGGUUACUCCUUCUUCAGUCCAGGGACCUGGGGCCUCACUACGCCCUUCUUCACGGCAAAGUUGAGAUGCAUCAAAACUGACGUUGACGCAUAAGUGAUGCUGGGUAACUGUUCCCACAAUGGAUCACUGUCAUGAGCCGUGGUCGAAUGAUGUUUUGUAUUUUCUGUUUGUUUCUGUCACCCUGAACACUCUUUGUUUGUCUAAUCUUGAACGGGUUUGUGCUGUAAACAAAAGUGUUGUUGUACUUGUUGCAAUGACAAUAAAUAUCUACCUACCU
Molecule: messenger RNA, 2064 nt
Organism: Nerophis ophidion (straightnose pipefish)
Lineage: Eukaryota; Metazoa; Chordata; Actinopteri; Syngnathiformes; Syngnathidae
Product: zinc finger protein 501-like
Exons: 2
Coding region: 199-1578 (459 amino acids)
Biological process (GO): regulation of transcription by RNA polymerase II
Molecular function (GO): RNA polymerase II cis-regulatory region sequence-specific DNA binding; DNA-binding transcription factor activity, RNA polymerase II-specific
Source: RefSeq, a predicted model, not a curated record